AAACGAGUUCAGACCCUGGAUAGAUGUCAAGCCUGUGAAAGCUAUAAAAGCAAAGGCUCAGUACAAGCCUCCAGAGGAGAAAAUGACCCAUGAAACCAGUUACAGUGCUCAGUUCAAGGGGGAAACCAGUAAACCUGCUCCAGCCGAUAACAAAUUCCUGGAGCGCAGAAGGAUACGCACUCUCUACAGUGAACCCUACAAAGAACCGCCAAAGGUGGAAAAGCCUAGCGUAAAGCCUUCCAAACCAAAAAAGACCACAACAAGCCAUAAACCCCUGAAAAAGGCCAAAGACAAGCAGAUUGCAUCUGGCCGGGCUGCCAAGAAAAAGAGCGCCGAGACCUCCAACACAGCAAAACCAGAGGACAAGGAGAAAAGUAAAGAGAUGAACAAUAAACUGGCUGAGGCAAAAGAGACCCCCAAAAAAAACACUGGUGCUACAGACCAAGAACCAAGUACCUUAGUGCAGGAGCAACGCACAUGAAGUUGAGCACUUUCUUCCGAGCGGCAGUUGGAGCAAACGUAUAGUCUGCAUGAAAUGUGUAUCGUCUGGCUGGCAUACAAUAAAGCUGAUGAUCCGAGCUGAGUGACAA
This is a messenger RNA of Eurypyga helias (sunbittern), 590 nucleotides long. RefSeq names its product microtubule-associated protein 6 (gene MAP6). The transcript is spliced from 3 exons. Lineage: Eukaryota; Metazoa; Chordata; Aves; Eurypygiformes; Eurypygidae. The record is from RefSeq and is a predicted model, not a curated record. Gene Ontology annotation, cellular component: microtubule; axon; cis-Golgi network. Gene Ontology annotation, biological process: dendrite morphogenesis; cytoskeleton-dependent intracellular transport; positive regulation of axonogenesis. The annotation marks the transcript as partial. Gene Ontology annotation, molecular function: calmodulin binding; microtubule binding.